Messenger RNA from Nylanderia fulva, 1770 nucleotides. NCBI's taxonomy places the organism in Eukaryota, Metazoa, Arthropoda, Insecta, Hymenoptera, Formicidae. The record is from RefSeq and is a predicted model, not a curated record.
AUGUUUGCACCACCUUAUGGACGAAAGACGAAAGGACUAGUACACAUGGACUUGGCGUGGGUGAAGAGGCCGCGGAGUCACCUUGCGGCAACCUUUCCGGCACUCAAUCCCAUCGCCGCGACCUACUACAUGAAGAGACUACGGAGUCGCCUUUCGGCAACCUCCCCAGAACUCCCCGCACCCACCGCUACACACUACGACAAAAACAAAAACCACACUAAACAUUGGGAGCAGAGCUGCAGCCCGGCACAGGGGAGCCACCUCUCCGUGACCUCCCCCGCCCCCGACUGCAGUCCACCUCCAGCCACUCGGGGCUAUCGGGAGCCCUCCCGACAGGGGGCCCCGAAGCCUGCACGCGCUCCGCAGCAGGAGCGCCAACUGGGGCAGCCCCGAUCUCCAAAGGCCGUCCCCCAACAGGACGACCCGGAGCCUGGCGCCCGCCAUCCACCCCGGAAACUGAGGGCCUCAGGCACCCCUGAGCCCCCAACGAGUGGGCCGCCGACACCCCCCUGUCCGAACAAAUCGGACAGCGGGGAGUGGCGCCACAGACCGCCGCGUGAUGUCCCGACACGCCGCAACGAUAGCAGCGGUCGGAACGAUCGACUCCCCCCGAGCAUCGAUGACGAGUAUGCCCCACCUCAAGGCAGCGGAAGCACCGAAGGGGCGGGCGCCAAGCAGCUCCACCCCCAACAUCCCCCAGCCCACCUUGAUACUACCCGCGGAUACAGCUUUGCGCGCCGUUGCCACCGGGCAACGCACCCACACCGUGCUCCAGGGAGAGCCCCGAGGAGUCCGGAUCUCUCCGAUCCGAACAUCCCCGGACGAGCAUCCCCCCAGAGACACCAGGGCGCCGCGGAUAUCUUCCCGAGAAGCGAUUCCCUCCCCCAUAGUCCCACGGAUCCGAAGAUCCAUGGUUUUUUGGGGCGGGAGAUCACCACGUCCUCUCGAUCCGCGAAAACACCACGGAUGCGACCCGCCAGGAGGUCCGCCUUUUCACCAGUGUUUCCACCAGGGAUUUGCAAGAGCAAGCCCCCAGUGGCGGUGAACCUCAUGUUCAGCGGAAAAAUGCCGAGUUCCUCCAAGCUGAUGCACUCCCCGGCCUCCCGCAAAAUCUCCGCAUAUGACCUCUUGUCACCGACAGAGGUCACAUGCACCGCCGCUGAGUUGGGCUGCCGAAGCCGUCUCGGGACCCUUCUCUUCCGCAUAACCGACCUUGGACGCGGAACCUCGGCUAGACCCCCCCGGGGCCCAAUGCCCCCAACCCCCCCAGCGGCCAAAUUAGCCACCGACAGGGACGGAGACCCAACCCCCGAGAAGGAGACCACCCUCCUCGCACCCCGACCCCGUCUCCCACGCACAGGCGUCGAGAGGACGGGGGAAACCUCCUUAACCGGGAGGGCAGCGGCAGAGGACCCUACCUCCUCCCCCCGGGAAACCAAGGAGGACCUGAGGGACUCCAUAGCCCGCCUCAGGCCCUCGACCGCCCCGGCAACUCGCUUCUCGAUGAGGAGAUCCACCCGCGCCAGCAGCUGCUGGUGUGGAUCCUCCUCACCAAGAUCUAUCCCGCACGAAGUGCUCCAAAUUUCCGCCGCUGUCCUACCAAGCGAAGGCUGUCCCUUCUCAGAGACAACAGCCCCACCAGGCAGUUCCGACCCAUGCAUCAUCACCCGUCUGCGGGCAGCCGUAUUCCUCUUUUUAAGAGGCGCCUCCUUCUCCCCAGAAGAGGGAGAAAGCGCAGCCACUCUCCUAUUCGCCUCUAACAGCUCAUGA